UUUGCCUGGAAAUCCGAAUUUCUUGCCCUAACUCGUCGUACAUAGGACAAGCCCAGGUCAAAACGUUAGAACAGUUGUGUCUUUUGCUUCCUUUUCUCUCCAAUCUUUCCCAACAUCAGAUUCAUCAAAUCUAACAUAGAUUCCAGCCGAAAUUCUCCAAACCAGAUCCGAAAAACACAACUAAGAUCUGCAAUUCAGACAGGGUUUGAUUUAUAAUGGCAAAACAUUGAAUCGGAAAGUGUUUCAAGCUUCUUCCUUCUAAUGGCAAAUCCCCUCCAAGGCAAGUUUCUUCUCGUCCUUUUUCUUUUCAUGUUUACUUCUCCACCACUUUCUGUAGUUUUCGUAAACGCUAACUCCCUCUCAAUCCAAAACGAGCACGGACAUGAUCAGAUUCCUGAAACUAAGAGUUCACGUGAUUCUAAUCACCAGGAAGUUUUAUUACAUAAGCUUGAAGAAUUAGUAAGAAAUCUUAGUGAAGUAGUUUCUAGAUUAGAAUCGAAAUUAUCAGAGUCUUCAAAAGUUGAUGACAGGCAUAGUGUUGAGAGUUCAAGAUCAGGUUUUGGAAAGAAAGAUGAAAUUAGCCAGCGAAAAUAUGAUGGGAAAGCACCCAUUCAAGAGAUUGAAGUUAGAGAUGGGGAAAGAGGGAGGGCUGUUUCAGUUACUACGUUCAGUCCGUUUUGGUCUGAGAGGUUUCAAUUCAUGUCAGCUGUGAAGUUAGAUUCUGAUGCAACGUGUAUAAACGUUUUGCCCUUUCGUGAUUACGAGGGGCUUAGCAAGUAUGUUGCCAUUGGGGAUGACAGAGGAACGGUUUAUGUGUUUUUAAGAAAUGGGGAUGUUGUGGCGGAGUUUUAUACCAGGUGCGACUCGCCAAUUAUGGCAAUGGUUUCAUACAUGUCCGUUUACAAGAAUGAGAGUGUUGUUGUUACAGGACAUAAAAACGGUGUGAUCAUGGUACAUAGAAUUUAUGAAGGAUUAAAUGGAGAAGAGUCAGGUUCACCUGUAAUGGAAACUGUUGGUAAAUUUGUGGCUGCUGAUAGUGGGGAAGAUGGGUUGCCAAUAACUACAUUGGAAGUUCAUUAUGUUGGAAGAAUGAGGUAUAUUUUGUCUACGGAUCUUAGCGGGAAAAUCAGGGUUUUUAGAGAAAAUGGAUCACUUUAUGGUUCUGCCAUGCCAACAAGUAGGCCACUUGUGUUCUUGAAGCAAAGGCUUUUAUUCUUGACACAGACUGGUGCUGGUUCACUGGAUUUGCGAAGCAUGAAAAUAAAAGAAUCAGAAUGUGAAGGGUUGAAUCAUUCUCUUGCUCUGAACUAUGUCUUUGAUCCCACAGAGCGGUCUAAAGCGUAUGGUUGUACAUCAGAUGGUGAUUUGAUUCAUGUUUUGCUGUUGGGGGAUAUUAUGAACUUCAAGUGCAGGGUUAGGUCCAAGAAAAAGUUGGAAUUGCGUCAGCCUCUUGCCUUUCAGGCUAUUAAGGGAUAUUUGCUUAUUGUUGAUCAAGAAAAGGUUUUUGUGUAUAAUGUUUCUACCCUGCAUUAUGUUAGGGCUGGUUCUCCACGACUUCUUUUCUCUGCCAGUUUGGAUGAGAUCAGGUCAUCCUUUUUAACUUACCGAGGGAUGGAUAUAAAUAAUGAGAGAAGACAGGUGAUGCCCGUAAUCGCCAGUGAUCGGGAAAAGCUUGUCGUUCUUGGCCUUGGAGGGGAGUAUGUGGGUAUGUAUCGCUCUAAUCUCCCUGUUUUGAAAGGGGAAUCCAAUAUGAUGCUAUGGACUAGCCCCGUGCUGUUUUUCAUACUUUUCCUGUUUGGGGCAUGGCAAUUCUUUGCGAAGAAGAAAGAAGCACUUACUUCAUGGGGACCUGAUGACCCUUUUAGCUCCACAUCAGCUGCAAACGGGCCUCCACUAGUAUCAAGCACAGGAGACAGGUCUUUUAUAGAUUCAUCUUCAAGAGGUGCUGUUGAUAUUGACUUGAGGAGCAGUGGUCUUAGAGGUCGAAGGUAUGGAUCUCCUACUCGAUAUCCAGCUGGAGCUCCCAGUUCUUUCGGGCCAAAUGCUGCUGAUCCCAGCUCUCGACCUGCUUCUGUGGAUCCCAACUACAGAUCCGCCCCAGAGCUAAAAUUUAGGGGUUCAGCCCUGGAAUCUACCGGCUUCUCUAAAAGAAGGGAGAGUUUAUUUGUGAACAGCCAAGUUGUGGAUGACAACAGUUAACUUUUUAAAACCAGUUGUGCUCAGCUUCUACUUCAGGGAGGGCAGGGGGAGUUUCUUUUAGAUUGUCCUUUGGCUGUCAUAAGAUAUUAUGAAGCCAUUUGAACCCCGCCAUGUUGUAAUUUUAAUCUUUAGUGACAUAAACAAAGAAUAAAUGCCAAAAAUUUCAAGCAUUAUCCUUUUUGAAAGAGGUUCAAAUUUC
Theobroma cacao (cacao) is the source of this 2398-nucleotide messenger RNA. Its product is annotated as putative membrane protein At1g75140. Lineage: Eukaryota; Viridiplantae; Streptophyta; Magnoliopsida; Malvales; Malvaceae. The record is from RefSeq and is a predicted model, not a curated record. Gene Ontology annotation, molecular function: protein binding.